AUGUCGAAAAUGAAAGCGCCGCACAGUGUGGAAGAGAGAGUGGGUCAUUCUUCGGAGAGUUAUCAUCCCAUCAUCAUCCGAGAGCAACCACCACAGCAUGGACACUAUGAAUCAUCAUCAUCAUCACUCCAAAAUUCAUUUCAAUUUCUCAUCACUCAUACACAUGGAUUUGAACAAAUUGUCAAGAGCGAAAUUCAAGCUCUUUUUACUAUGAAGGGAGUUGAAAAAGAGUGGUAUCAUGGAUUUGAGCCUUCUUUGUCUGUGUUUGAUUAUCCCACUACUCGUGUGGCAAGAAUGUUAAAAACAUGGAAAUACAACAACACUGCUUCGGAAUUACCUGUAGGAAAAUUGAAAACAUUAGCACGAGUACAUGGAAAGAUACAUUCUGAGGAGAGUUGUGAAUGGUUGGAUGUGAACUUUUCAAACGUGUUUCACGUGCCAGAAUUUUUGUUUUCACACAAUGAACUUUUAGUUUUUAAUUUAGUAGGAAAGAAUGAAAGUUUCAAAGAAUCUCGUGACCAAUUUAUGGAGCAUGUUUCACAAUUUGUUUUACAUUUAAAUGCACUACCGUCCGUCGAUUGUGUGUAUUCUUUCAUUUCACUCAUUCCAAAUGUUCCACUUGACAAAGCAAAUGCAUUACCUAAAUUUAAGAAUGAAAUUCCAUAUCGUGAACAAGAUGAAAUGGCAUGGAAACAGUCCUUUGAACUAUUUCGAAAACUGUACUGCAAGAAAUUUCCAACUGAAGAAUUAUUGUUUUCAGAAAAAACAAAAUUUAGAGUUACUGCUGUUCGAAAACAAUCUAGCCAGCUCCGACAUUCGUAUACAUCUGUGGAUAUUGCAACAGAGUAUGGUUACGGAAUUGGACAACAUGUAUGCAAAAAUAUGAACGUAAAUUUGAAGAAAUAUGAUAUUGACAUUUUAAUUUAUUUGGACAUAGAUCGAGCUGUGACCGCUUUACUUCUCACUCCACCAUUGCAUUACUUACAGGAAUAUGGGCUUCGCCAUUUUUCAGAUGAUGACACAACCGAUGUCAAUACGAACAAUGAAAAAUCUGUUCUGAAUUUGCCUUCCCAGAAUUUUCCAGAACUUGAUCUCAUUUACUAUUACACCAAACAAGAUUUUAGACUGAAAUAUGGCAAAUCCACACUCAAACCUCAAACAAGCUACAUGUUAUGGAAAACCUUAUUAAUGCAAGAGCCCACUUUGUGUGAAAAGAUAUUCUCCCCGAAUUCGAUUUGCACCAUUUUAGAUCCUUUUGCUGGUUCAGGAUCCCUCUCACUCGCUGCAAACUAUUUAUUACUGAAUAAGUCUCAAAAUGUUCAAAUGUUCAAUUUGGAUUAUUCGACAGAUGAAACCAGUGUCAUGAAUCAAAAUUGUAAACUUCACACCAAUAUUCACAUCAUGUUAUGUGACGCCAGAAGAAUUCCAUUCAAAUCUCAAUCGAUGGAUGUUGUCAUCUCCGAUAUGCCUUUUGGAAUACUAUGUGGUAAUCAUGCAAGAAAUUCCAAAAUUUAUCCAAAAUUAGUGAAACAAUUAGAACGACUCAUCAAACCUGAUGGAAUUGUACUGUUGUUGACCAUUGAAAACACACUUUUAGAAAAUCAGCUAGCUGCUCGCAACUUUUGGGAAAUUACUUGUCGCAAACUCAUUUCACUUGGAGAUCUAGGAAAGGGAAUGAAAGCCACCAUUUAUAUUUGCAAGAAAAAAGAAAAUACAAUUCUCUAA
Molecule: messenger RNA, 1725 nt
Organism: Naegleria lovaniensis
Lineage: Eukaryota; Heterolobosea; Eutetramitea; Acrasida; Naegleriidae
Exons: 1
Coding region: 1-1725 (574 amino acids)
Biological process (GO): tRNA methylation
Molecular function (GO): tRNA (guanine) methyltransferase activity
Source: RefSeq, a predicted model, not a curated record